Anoplophora glabripennis (Asian longhorned beetle) is the source of this 1812-nucleotide messenger RNA. RefSeq lists its product as uncharacterized. The transcript is spliced from 9 exons. NCBI's taxonomy places the organism in Eukaryota, Metazoa, Arthropoda, Insecta, Coleoptera, Cerambycidae. The record is from RefSeq and is a predicted model, not a curated record. Bases 91 to 1731 code for a protein of 546 amino acids.
GUUACGUUGUUUUGUUACAUAUUUAUUAUUUACAUGUUUUUAAUGAUAUUCCAUUAUUGCAAUUAACAAUAUUUUCUAUCGAGGAGAGCAAUGUCGAAAAGUCGAACGUUUAAUUAUUUGUGGAAAUAUUUAUUAAGUUACAAUAAUAACGUUCAAAAGUUUGUAAAAUAUACAGGAAUUGGUGUUGGUUGUGCAACUGCAACUGCACUCCCUGCAGUUGUUACAAAUUGUAAAGAGGACUCUGGAAAUAUUGUAGCUAAUGUUUAUGGUGGAAUUCGAUUUUUGCGAUCUUUAAAAAUAGGACUAUGGAUAUCUGUAGAUUAUUAUUUUUCUAUGAUGGGCUUGAAUGAAUCCCAGCCAAAUUAUAAUGCAAUGAUGAGUAGAAUACAUCGGAGAGCUGCAAAUAACAUUUUGUAUGGCUGUUUAUGUAAUGGAGGGUCAUAUAUAAAACUAGGACAAGGUUUGGUGUCUAUGAGCCAUAUUUUACCAAAACAAUAUAUAGAAACACUGAAAGCGUUACAGGACAAGUGUUUGGCUAGAGAUGAUGACGAGAUUAAAAAACUUUUCUUGGAAGAUUUUGGGAAAGAUCCCUCGGAAAUUUUCAAAAGUUUUGAAAGUAAACCUAUCGCUGCAGCCAGUAUUGCUCAGGUAUAUAAAGCUACAACCAAAAAUGACGAAUGUGUGGCUGUGAAAGUACAAUAUAUCGACUUACAAAAACGGUUUAAAAACGAUGUACAGAUAAUUAAUUUCCUACUAAAAAUAGCAGCUUUCAUACACCCCAAUUUCAAUUUUACUUGGGUGCUUGCUGACUUGGAAAAAGCCUUAAAACAAGAACUAGAUUUUAUAAAGGAAGGCCAGAAUAGUGAAAGGUGCGCUAAAGAUCUACAGCAUCUCAAAUACAUCUACAUCCCAAAGGUUUUUUGGGAAUACACCAGUACGAGAGUGCUCGUAACUGAAUUUGUAGAGGGUUACAAGAUAAACGAGGUAGAAAAAUUAAAGAAGAACGGAUUCUCUCUAGCCGAUCUAAAUAAUAAACUGUUUGAAGCAUUUGGACAUCAGAUAUUUCAAACGGGAUUUGUUCACGCCGAUCCUCAUCCUGGAAACGUUUUAGUGAGAAGAGUAAAUGGAAAAGCUCAAUUAAUUUUGCUUGACCACGGGCUGUAUCAAACAAUUUCAGAUAAAGACAGGAUAGCACUCGGCUACAUGUGGAAGGCUAUAGUUUUAAAUGAUCUUGUUAACAUGAAAAAAUAUGCAAAUGAACUCGGAGUAGAAAACUACGAACUAUUUGCUGAAAUACUAACACAAUCGCCCUUAAAGUCCUAUGGAUUUAGACUUAAAGUGAAGUUAAGUGAAGAAGACUUGAAAUAUAUGACUGAAUUUGCUAGGAAAAGAUUUGACAGUAUUAUUUGUUGCUUGCAAACCAUGCCCUGUACACUUCUUUUAGUAAUAAGAAAUUUAAACACGAUUCGAGCAAUUGCGCAUGAUCAUGGAAACCCUAUAGAUAGAUAUACCGUUUUAGCAAGAGCUGCAACAAAAAGGGUAUAUGGUCAAGGAGAUUGUCAAUAUAUUUUAACUCGGGUGUUAAAUUUUCCACUUUGGAUAUACUUUGAGGCCAUAUUAAACAUUAAUAGAAUCAGAAGGUGGGCAAGAGAGGUGACCUUGCAAGUUUUGGGUUAUUUUGGAAUGGUUCCAGAUGUCAGAAUGAUUUUAAAAACUGGCAAUAUAAGCUAGUAAUACCUAUUUAUAAUUUUAUUACGUGUCAAUUUUUUUGUGGAACAAAAUUUUGAUCAUUGUUGAAUAAAAUUGUGUACA